CAUUACAUCUUUACCCGCCCAUUUCCUUUACUGCUCCUUCUCUGCCGCUCGACGGAACGCCACACCACUGCUGCAAACUCACGCCGCUAUACCAACCAGCGUCUUCUGUCGCAGUUCCUUCCUCGUUCAAUCGCUGUUGGGUUCGUUCUAAUUUGAAAUCCUCCCUUAUCGAGGGAUUCCAAACAGAAACUACAAAAUUUCAGAGGAAAAAUGGCAGCUGAAGAUCUUUCAGAAGCAAGAGCAGCCCUCAGCCUCCUCCGCAGUAGACUCUGCAACUCUAGUUUCUAUUCCAAACCUCCAUCGAAUUCUUCUGAUAGCAAUUACAGUAAAUUGAAGUUCAUAAUAUCCAGUUCGGUGACUGAAGCGUGUAAUAAUUCAAUCCUGCUUCUCGGCCCCCGGGGUUCGGGGAAAAUGGCGGUGCUGGAACUUGUUCUACAAGAUCUAUUACUAGAAUAUCCGGAUAUGAUUACCGUGAUAAGGUUGAGUGGUCUUCUGCAUUGUGACGAUAAUGGUGCCUUCAAGGAGAUUGCUAGGCAGCUUUGCUCAGAGUAUCAAUUAUUAUUCUCAAAAAUGGCAUCAUUCGAUGACAAUUCCAAGUUUAUGAUAGCUAUGCUACGGGAGUGUGGCUUGGCACAUAAGACAAUUGUUUUUGUACUCGAUGAAUUUGAUCUUUUUGCACAAGGAAAACAACGGUUACUUUAUAGUUUGUUAGAUGCCAUGCAAUCAGUAUCAUCACAAGCUAUUGUUAUUGGCAUCAGUUGUCGAUUGGAUGCUGAUCAGCUACUCGAGAAAAGAGUAAGAUCUCGGUUCUCCCAUAGAAAGCUGUUAUUUCUUCCUCUCUGCAAGGAAGAUGUUGAGAGAUUGCUGGAGGACAUUUUAUCAUUGCCAAUAGACUCAGACCUUCCUCACGACUACAUUAUCAAAUUUAAUGCAAAGCUUCAUAACAUGUUAGCAAAUGAGAGAUUUAAAAAGAUCAUUAACACUUAUUUGGACUCUGAUUCGACCGUCAAACAAUUUGUGAGAUAUCUGUUUUGUGCCAUAUCAAAGAUGGACUUGAAAUCUGGGUUGCUGACCGUUGAGAAUUUUGAACAUGCUCUUUCCGAUAUUCAAAGGCAGCCAAAGCAGGAAUAUAUAAAAGCAGAUUGUUCCAUAUUGGAGCUCUAUAUUCUGGUAUGUAUGAAAAGGUUGGAAGUUAAGGAGCAGAAUUCGUAUAACUUCAAUUCUGUAAUGAAAGAGUACAAGAGUAUACAUGAUUCAUUCCGGACAUCUGAUUAUUAUUCACGAAGUGUAUGCUUACGGGCUUUUGAGCACCUUCUACAGCGUGAAUUAAUCUGUUUCGCUGACAACCGUGGACAUACUCAAUCAAUUGAAUUUCGACCAGCCAAGCUGUUAAUAACAUCUCAUGAACUACAUCAUGGACUAAAGGCAUACCGUUCAUGUCCUGUCAUCCUUCAGAAAUUAAUGAAUUGAGGAGGUGAAAUUCAUGCAGCUGAGGUGACUGGAUGGCUGUUUAGAAGCCUCCUCGCAGCGAGUUUUCCAAAGUUUUAAGUAUAUAUAAUACACAUAUGUUUACUUCCACAGAUGUUCUUCUGGGACACCAGACCUUUGUGCUUGUGCAAGGCAGCUCAGGAUCAGCGGUAAGUCCCUUAUCCGAAUGUCUUUUCUGGUUAUUUUCAGGCUAGAUUUGACAAUUACUCAGCUCAGUUCCUAGGUGGGAGUUUCGAUUAAUCGAAAAUUUUCAUUUAUUGAAUCAAAUUUGCCCACCCUCCAUCUCAUUGUUGUUUUCUUCGGCUCCCUGUGUGUACAUUCAAAAUAUUGGAACAAAAAUCCUAAAUUAGUGUUGCUCGUCUAAGUAUAGGUCAACUGCUCAAACCGUUGUAUCAUCGACCUAAGAGUUAUGAGGUUUGGAUCUCCAUAUCCACGUGUCGAACUCAAAAUGUUUAGAUCAGUAGACAUGUCGUCAGAGGAAAGGCGAGAAGUUUAAGUUUUAUGUGGUUUAGUUGUGUAAGGUUAUGGUUAAUUACUACUACAUUAUCACAUGCAUUAAAACUAAUCUGCAGUGUGCUUAAGGGUAGUGAAACUUUUGGACAGGAUUUUGGUUAUCUCAGCCUUUUAGUAUACUUUGGUCUU
This is a messenger RNA of Cucumis melo (muskmelon), 2130 nucleotides long. Its product is annotated as origin of replication complex subunit 4. Gene Ontology annotation, cellular component: nucleus; nuclear origin of replication recognition complex. The coding region runs from base 211 to 1470 and encodes 419 amino acids. The record is from RefSeq and is a predicted model, not a curated record. Gene Ontology annotation, molecular function: DNA replication origin binding; ATP binding; ATP hydrolysis activity. The transcript has 16 exons. Gene Ontology annotation, biological process: DNA replication initiation; DNA replication. Lineage: Eukaryota; Viridiplantae; Streptophyta; Magnoliopsida; Cucurbitales; Cucurbitaceae.